This is a messenger RNA of Indicator indicator, 705 nucleotides long. It is a transcript of the gene MANBAL, whose product is annotated as mannosidase beta like. The record is from RefSeq and is a predicted model, not a curated record. Bases 1 to 258 code for a protein of 85 amino acids. The transcript has 2 exons. Lineage: Eukaryota; Metazoa; Chordata; Aves; Piciformes; Indicatoridae. Gene Ontology annotation, cellular component: membrane.
AUGGCUGCUGAGUUGGAUUUCUCCCCACCUGAGAUCCCUGAGCCCACAUUCAUGGAGAAUGUGCUGCGCUAUGGACUCUUCUUUGGAGCCAUCUUCCAGCUGAUCUGUGUGCUUGCCAUCAUCCUGCCUGUCUCCAAGUCCCAAAAGGCAGACUCAGACACUUCUGAGCCCAAGAAUUCAGAGACAGUGAAGAAACCGAAGGCAACUGCUCCACAGACAAGCAAAAAACCCAAGAAGGAGACCAAAAAGAAACGAUAAAGACGUGACCAAUGGGCCUCAAAGACAAAACUAUCACCUCCAAUCAUGCUUCCUUGAAGAUGACAUCAAAGGCAACUGACUAUGUAAAUGGUUUUCUGACAUUGUCAUGCUUUACCUUUCGGGGACAAAAAACAAGGAACUUGUAAGAGUGGAAGGGGUGAGGUUCUGCCAUAGAUUUCUUACAAGCAAAGAGGACUUUGCAUGUCCAGGACUUCUCUGACAUCAUUAACGUGUUGGUCACCGUUGAAGUGGCUUCCAUCAUCUCUGAUUGGGUGUAGAGGGCUGUUGUCCUAGCUCCUCCACACUGGCUAGGAUGUGUAGUGAAGUCCUAGGGGAAGGUGGAGCAUGGGUCUGCUGCUUUGGAUUCCGGUUUGCGUUGUAUUUUUUGAAGGCAGAGGGAUCAAAUGGAUCAAGGAGACCACACUACACAGCUUUGUAUUCAUCUCU